ACCAUGCCGUCCCAGGCUCAGGGAUAAAAACCAUCGGGCCCAAGUGCCAUCCAUAUUCCAUCUCCACUCUUUCCUACACAAAUUGGGACUCAUCCCUGCUGAAAAGCACAAUCUCAGAGCAAGGGAACAAAAAACCAUGCUUUCACAUAAUACCAUGGUGAAGCAGAGAAAACAGCAAGCAUCAGCCAUCAUGAAGGAAAUCCAUGGAAAUGAUGUAGAUGGCAUGCACCUGGGCAAAAAAGUCAGCAUCCCCAGAGACAUCAUGUUGGAAGAAUUAUCCCAUCUCAGUAACCGUGGCGCCAGACUAUUUAAGAUGCGACAAAGAAGAUCUGAUAAAUACACAUUUGAAAAUUUCCAGUAUGAAUCUAAAGCACAAAUAAAUCACAACAUUGCCAUGCAGAAUGGAAAGUUGGAUGGAAGCAACUUGGAAGGUGGCUCACAACAGGCUCCAUUUACCCCUCCCAACACCCCAGAUCCACGAAGUCCCCCAAAUCCAGAAAAUAUUGCACCAGGAUAUUCUGGACCACUGAAGGAAAUUCCUCCUGAGAAGUUCAACACCACGGCUGUCCCGAAGUACUAUCAGUCGCCCUGGGAACAGGCCAUUAGCGGUGAUCCAGAGCUUUUAGAGGCUUUAUACCCUAAAUUUUUCAAGCCUGAAGGAAAGGUAGAACUGCCUGAUUACAGGAGCUUUAACAGAGUUGCCACCCCAUUUGGAGGUUUUGAAAAAGCAUCAAAAAUGGUUAAAUUCAAGGUUCCAGAUUUUGAGCUACUACUUCUAACAGAUCCCAGAUUUAUGGCUUUUGCCAAUCCUCUUUCUGGCAGACGGUCCUUUAAUAGGACUCCAAAGGGAUGGAUAUCUGAGAAUGUUCCUAUAGUGAUAACAACUGAGCCUACAGAGGACACCACUGUACCAGAAACAGAAGACCUAUGA
This is a messenger RNA of Ailuropoda melanoleuca (giant panda), 931 nucleotides long. RefSeq names its product myozenin 2 (gene MYOZ2). Gene Ontology annotation, molecular function: actin binding; FATZ binding; telethonin binding. The transcript has 6 exons. The record is from RefSeq and is a predicted model, not a curated record. The coding region runs from base 137 to 931 and encodes 264 amino acids. Gene Ontology annotation, cellular component: actin cytoskeleton; Z disc. NCBI's taxonomy places the organism in Eukaryota, Metazoa, Chordata, Mammalia, Carnivora, Ursidae.